AUGGGGAAAACAGGGCGAUGGCUAAGAAACAUCUUAACCGGGAAGAAAGAAAAGGUGAAAGAGAGAGAAAAGGAGCAAAUCGACCACCUCCCACCACCCCAGAGGAGAAGCGCCGCUGGAGCUUCCGCCGCAGCCCCUCCCAAGCCCGUAGAUAUCCACAUCGAAAACGAACCCAAGAAGCACCCAUUGCCCGCCCCGGCCUCCCUUCAUAAGGCCACGGCGGCUACCAAGAUCCAAGCUGCAAGAAAAGCUUUGAAUGCGCUGAAAGGAUUGGUGAAGCUGCAGGCCUUGGAUUUGGGAGCGGAAGAGAAUGUGAAGAUCGUGGAGAUGGAUCUAGGCGAGUACAAGCCGGCAACAAGAGGCCGAAACAGCUACUCGCAACAAGAGACGGAGGAGUACUCGUUGGAGAGCAGUCCGCAGUGCUACUCAGCCGUGGUGUCAAAAGCCGACCGCGCCAGGCUCCCAUUCUCAUACCCGAAAGCAGAGUCCCUCUACAACGACUACCCCAACUACAUGGCCAAUACGCAGUCGUCUAGGGCUAAAGUCCGGUCCAACAGCGCCCCCAAGCAGCGGCCUCCCGAGAUGCUCCUAGACAGGCGCCGCCCCUCCAUAGAAGGCCGGAACGUGCCUAGGGCGGUCAGGAUGCAGAGGUCGUCCUCCCACGUCGUCGCGCACUAUCCUUGGUCUGUUUGUAAGGAUGUUUGGAGAUGGCUACAGUUCAUUACGCCGUUUUUCUUGCAGUUACAAUCGCUCUUCAAUAUUCCAUCGCCGCCGCCAACUUUGCCGUCCCAUUUCUAUCACCAUUUAUCGGAUUACUUGGAAACCACUUUGUAAAGUUGAUGAAAUAAAUGAGAGAAUAAAUACUUUUACGGUGCGACAUUGUGGGUUGUAAAUUCCCUUUAUUUACAAGUGAAUGCUAUUCCUAUAUCAUAGAGUAAG
Salvia splendens (bonfire salvia) is the source of this 939-nucleotide messenger RNA. RefSeq names its product protein IQ-DOMAIN 19. Lineage: Eukaryota; Viridiplantae; Streptophyta; Magnoliopsida; Lamiales; Lamiaceae. The transcript is spliced from 4 exons. The record is from RefSeq and is a predicted model, not a curated record. The coding region runs from base 1 to 834 and encodes 277 amino acids.